AUGUUGCUCCUGCCCCCGUAUAAGGGCCCCCCUAACGCAUUCAGCCCAGCGGGUAUCACGGCACUCUCCUGGGCUAGUACGUCGCAGAACGCUCGGUGGGUAAUGAAGCUGUCUCGCCUGCAAAAAUCAAGACAAAGUAUUCAUGGGUUAUCUUGAUUUACGUCGAGCUUCUGCGUUAGCAACGGGCUAAUUAUGGAAAUGAAGGCACAUGUAGAGGAAGAAGCACAGCCAUGGAAUAAGUAUCAUUCCUUGAAUACAAAACUAUAGUAUAAACAGAAAAAAGUUGUCAGUCUUGGAGAGAGGAAGAAAGGAAGGGAAAACGACUGCUUCAUCUUAAGAUCCUGAAGGAGAAACAAAGGAAGCCAGUAAAGGGCCUUGUCUUCAUUCAUUCAUGGAACGAACAGGGCCAAGAAGCCUUUUCUUGGCUACCCUCCGCAAUGAAUGCAGAGGAGGAACCAUUGCAGGAAACAUGAAACGAACAUUCAUCCCCAUGCAUCACUUUGAAAGAAUAAGCUUCUCCGGUGUCUCGAUGAUCCCCCUGAUAGAUUCUAACCAAAGAGCUGAACCCACAGCUCCCAGACUACCGUCCCUAACAACGUGGCCAACACAUUUGUGGAACUCUAUUCAAUUAAUGAAUGAGAGAGGCACAGAGAGAGAAAGAGAUAGAGAGAGAGAGAGAGAGAAAGAGAGAGAGAAAGAGAGCCUUUUACAGAAGAACCCAGGAACAAGAGAUGGGAGAUCUUCUCUUCCCAACACUAACGUUUUCAUGAAAAGAUGAGCUCGAAUUGAAUGCAGAGCGCCAAGCUUGCUCUACUGUGGUCAACCCAGAGGAGAAGAAAACCCUGCUGCGAACUUGCCUUACACGGCGGCACGUGAACAGAAAAGGAUACGGCGGGACUCACAAGUGAAGAGGAGGUCAGGAGUCUAAGUGCAAACUUGGCGUUGAUUUCGAAAAUGAAAAUAUCACUUCCCCUCCUAUGAAAUAUCUCAACAUGCUUCAGCUAUACUACGGCGGUGGCCCGAAGUCGGGGCACGAUUCACGUGGGAGCAGUUCCACAGUCCCACAGUUACACUGGCAUUUGUCCUCGAGACGUUACCACCCCUGCUACCCAUAACCCUAACCCUAACCACCCUCUUUCUUCAUCCUUCCAGUCUCAAACGAGAGGAGAACUACAGUCCUGACCUCGGGAAACAGAAAACAACAAAACAGGCUCACGCGUAACGUCACCGACAGAACCGAUAAUGAAAUUCCUACCGUUACGAAAUGUAGCACCCACAUGAACACAUGGAAAUGAGAGGAGGAGGGAGACAUACGGCGAUAAACGGCGUAGGAGGAAUACUUCGGGAGAAGGAUGUGAGAAGCCUACCGAGAGAAGAGAGUGCCGCAGUCGCAUCGGUACUCGCGGGUGCCGCAGGUCUUGGAGUGGGCCUUCCAGUCCGACUGGACAGCGUAGCGCUUGGAGCACUUGUCGCACUUCCACUUCUUUUCUCCGUGCUUGCGGCAAUAGUGCUUCUUGAUGCCCGUAAGGUCACCGAGCGCUCGCGAGGGGUCGUGGUGGACACAGGUGGGCUCCGGACACACGUAUACCCGCCGCUUCACCUCCGUGGUGCUCUUCUGCCGAAGCUUCCAUGGCAGGUUGUGCCCCCUCCGGUGCAACUGCAGGUUCUGCUCUCUUUGGAAUCCCUUCUUGCACACCUCGCAGAUGAAGCGGUUCGUUGCCAGUAGAGUCUUCGGCGAUAGAGCUAUUACCUCGGCGUCAGGAUCUAUAUCAGUCAAAAUGGCGUUAAUGAGCUAUUUCAUGGACAUAGGUGAAAGAUAAUAGGAGUGGCACUUGAUCACUGAGUCAGAUGAAUUCGUCAAUCAGCCCGAUCGAUUCAUAUUUAUAUCUGAGUGUGAAGAAAUGUGUGCGUACUGUGGAUCUUAACCAGACCCAAAAGUUAAUCAGAUCUUCUAAUUCUGACUUGGGGCUUGAAAUUUAGUGUAUUGGUAAAUUGGAAACCAUUUCAAUAUCAAAGAAUUUUCUCGUAGGGCACAGGAGGCUAUGAAUAGCGCCUCUAUUGCAAAAGAAAUACCCAAUUCAGUGGCUUAGUGGACAUGGAAUAUCGUCUUGAUAAGGGAACUUGGAGAACACCCUCUUUGGAAUUAAGAGCACGCUACGGAAGGCUCAGAUAAAAAUAUAUAUGUGAUUUCCUUGUAAAUAUGCGAAGAGAAGGUCCUGAGAUCGAUACUAGUAAGAUUUUUUGUGUUUUAGAUACUUGCUUGGUGUUCCUGGCAGGUUCCUUUUUUUCUUCUGA
Spirodela intermedia is the source of this 2295-nucleotide messenger RNA. The record is from the annotation of a GenBank genome assembly. NCBI's taxonomy places the organism in Eukaryota, Viridiplantae, Streptophyta, Magnoliopsida, Alismatales, Araceae.